Messenger RNA from Apus apus (common swift), 1019 nucleotides. It is a transcript of the gene TCF15, whose product is annotated as transcription factor 15. Bases 132 to 683 code for a protein of 183 amino acids. NCBI's taxonomy places the organism in Eukaryota, Metazoa, Chordata, Aves, Apodiformes, Apodidae. Gene Ontology annotation, biological process: developmental process; regulation of transcription by RNA polymerase II. Gene Ontology annotation, molecular function: RNA polymerase II transcription regulatory region sequence-specific DNA binding; protein dimerization activity; DNA-binding transcription factor activity, RNA polymerase II-specific. The transcript has 2 exons. The record is from RefSeq and is a predicted model, not a curated record.
GCUGUCGGAGCGGAGCAGCAGCGGGAAAGCCUUCGGAGCCGGCCGUCGGAGCCGUGCCGGCGGGGGAAGGCUCCCCGCAGCCCGGGGGGUCCCCCCAGUAGGGCUGGGGGCGCGGUUGGGGGGGUCCUGCCAUGGCCUUCACCAUGCUGCGCCCCGUGGCCGCCCGCGUGCUCUACCCCGACCUCAGCAUCCUCUCAGAGGACGAGGAGAACCGGAGCGAGAGCGACACGUCGGACCAGUCGUUCGGCUGCUGCGAGGGGGCCGAGGCUCGCCGCAAGCUGCCGCGGAAGCCGGGGCCGAUGGUGAUGGUGAAGCAGCGGCAGGCGGCCAACGCGCGGGAGCGGGACCGGACCCAGAGCGUCAACACGGCCUUCACCGCCCUGCGGACCCUCAUCCCCACCGAGCCGGUGGAUCGGAAGCUGUCCAAGAUCGAGACCCUCCGCCUGGCCUCCAGCUACAUCUCCCACCUGGCCAACGUGUUGCUGCUGGGCGAGGGCUGCGAGGACGGGCAGCCCUGCUUCAGUGCCAUCUACGGCGCCAAGGGUGACCUGGACAGCAAGCAGCCCCGCAGCAUCUGCACCUUCUGCCUCAGCAACCAGCGGAAAGGGGGUGGCCGGAGGGAGCUCGGGGGCAACUGCCUGAAGGUGCGAGGGGUGACCCCGCUGCGGGUGUCGCGGAGAUGAGCCGGGAUCCGGCAGCACCCACCUGAGACAGCGGCAGAGCCGGCCGGAGCUCCGGGGACCGGAGCGGGGAGGGAGGGAGCUGCCCCUCCAGGGCCGCGGGCUGGCACCGCACCCACACCGGCCCCACAGCGGGGUGGGGGGACACUCCCGGGGCCGAGGCCACCGGCGCGGGGCAGGGCCGGGAAGGGGGGUCCCCGCGCCCCGGGGCUGGCCGGGCAGGGGCCCGGUGUGCGGCCGGCGUCGAGGCGCUGCGGGGGGGGACACGGGGUGCGGCAGCCCCGCAGGCACCGGUUGUGACCGUGCAGCCGCUUGGAAAAUAAACCUUAUUUUUUCUGA